AUGCUGGCGCGCGCCGCCUGAGGACGCCGCACCCCCCGCCCCCGCGAUGGGCGCCCCGGCUCGCGUCCUCGCGUUUUGCGUGGCAGUGGCGGUCAUGACCGGCGCCGUCCUCGGUUCCCCGGGCGUGGAGCCCCGCGUCGCGCGGAGAGCGGCAGAGGUCCCAGGCCCCGAGCCCAGCCCACAGGAGCGGGCCUUUGGCAGUGGGGACACUGUGGAGCUGAGCUGCCGCUUGCCGGCGGGGGCGCCCACGGAGCCCACCAUCUGGGUGAAGGACGGCGUGGGCCUGGCACCCUCGGGCCGCGUCCUGGUGGGGCCGCAGCGGCUACAGGUGAUCAACGCCUCCCACGAGGACGCCGGGGCCUACAGCUGCCGCCAGCGCCUCUCCCAGCGGGUGCUGUGCCUCUUCAACGUGCGCGUGACAGACGCCCCGUCCUCGGGGGACGACGAAGAUGAGGACGACGAGGCCGAGGACACAGCAGGGGCCCCUUACUGGACGCGGCCCGAGCGGAUGGACAAGAAGCUGCUAGCGGUGCCGGCCGCCAACACAGUUCGCUUCCGCUGCCCGGCUGCCGGCAACCCCAUGCCGUCCAUCACCUGGCUGAAGAACGGCAAGGAGUUCCGGGGCGAGCACCGCAUCGGGGGCAUCAAGCUGCGGCACCAGCAGUGGAGCCUGGUCAUGGAGAGCGUGGUGCCCUCGGACCGCGGCAACUACACGUGCGUCGUGGAGAACAAGUUCGGCAGAAUCCAGCAGACCUACACCCUGGACGUGCUGGAGCGCUCUCCGCACCGCCCCAUCCUACAGGCGGGGCUGCCUGCCAACCAGACCGCCGUGCUGGGCAGCGACGUGGAGUUCCACUGCAAGGUCUACAGCGACGCCCAGCCCCACAUCCAGUGGCUGAAGCACGUGGAGGUGAACGGCAGCAAGGUGGGGCCCGACGGCACGCCCUACGUCACCGUGCUCAAGUCGUGGAUCAGUGAGAGUGCGGAGGCCGACGCGCGCCUCCGCCUGGCCAAUGUGUCCGAGCGUGACGGGGGCGAGUACCUCUGUCGAGCCUCCAAUUUCAUAGGCGUGGCUGAGAAGGCCUUUUGGCUGCGUGUUCACGGGCCCCCAGCAGCCGAGGAGGAGCUGGUGGAGGCCGGUGAGGCUGGCGGUGUGUUUGCGGGCGUCCUCAGCUAUGGGCUGGGCUUCCUCCUCUUCAUCCUGGCCGUGGCCGCCGUGACGCUCUACCGCCUGAGGAGCCCACCCAAGAAGGGCCUGGGCUCGCCCGCAGUGCACAAGGUCUCCCGCUUCCCGCUCAAGCGACAGGUAACAGUGUCCUUGGAGUCCAGUUCGUCUAUGAGCUCCAACACGCCGCUGGUGCGCAUCGCCCGGCUGUCUUCGGGCGAGGGCCCCACCCUGGCCAACGUCUCUGAGCUCGAGCUGCCCGCCGACCCCAAGUGGGAGCUGUCCCGGGCCCGGCUGACCCUGGGCAAGCCUCUCGGGGAGGGCUGCUUCGGCCAGGUGGUCAUGGCAGAGGCCAUUGGCAUCGACAAGGACCGAGCUGCCAAGCCCGUCACGGUGGCGGUGAAGAUGCUGAAAGAUGAUGCCACGGAUAAGGACUUAUCGGACCUGGUGUCCGAGAUGGAGAUGAUGAAGAUGAUUGGAAAACACAAGAACAUUAUCAACCUGCUGGGCGCCUGCACGCAGGGCGGGCCCCUUUACGUGCUGGUGGAGUACGCGGCCAAAGGCAACCUGCGGGAAUACCUAAGGGCGCGGCGGCCCCCGGGCACUGACUACUCCUUCGACACCUGCCGGCUGCCCGAGGAGCAGCUGACCUUCAAAGACCUGGUGUCCUGCGCCUACCAGGUGGCGCGGGGCAUGGAGUACCUGGCCUCGCAGAAGUGCAUCCAUAGGGACCUGGCGGCCCGCAACGUGCUGGUGACCGAGGACAACGUGAUGAAAAUCGCCGACUUCGGCCUGGCCCGUGACGUGCACAACCUCGACUACUACAAGAAGACCACCAACGGCCGCCUGCCCGUGAAGUGGAUGGCACCCGAGGCCUUGUUUGACCGCGUCUACACCCACCAAAGUGACGUCUGGUCCUUCGGGGUCCUGCUCUGGGAGAUCUUCACGCUGGGGGGCUCGCCGUACCCCGGCAUCCCCGUGGAGGAGCUCUUCAAGCUGCUGAAGGAAGGACACCGCAUGGACAAGCCGGCCAACUGCACGCAUGAUCUGUACAUGAUCAUGCGUGAAUGCUGGCACGCCGCGCCCUCGCAGAGGCCCACUUUCAAGCAGCUGGUGGAGGACCUGGACCGCGUUCUCACCGUGACGUCCACCGACGAGUACCUGGACCUGUCAGUGCCCUUCGAGCAGUACUCGCCAGGCGGCCAGGACACCCCCAGCUCUGGCUCCUCGGGAGAUGACUCCGUGUUCGCUCACGACCUGCUGCCCCCGGCCCCACCCGGCAGCGGGGGCUCGCGGACGUGAAGGGCCGCGGCCAGCCGGCCAAGCCCCCAUCAAUGUGAGAACAGACCCCAGCUGCCGCUGGCGUGCCGUGAUCACUGGGUCCCACUGGGUCCCGCCGGCCCGGGGCCCAAGACCUGGAACGGGUGGACGGAUGCACAGACAACGUCACGUGUGUGUGUGUGGGCGUGCGUGCACACACGCAUGUGCUCUGGGGUCCCUGGGGUGUUCGCCCUGCUGUACGGUGACCUCCUGGCCACCUGGACGGGCAGCACCAGGGGACCAAACGUAGAAUGUAAGGGGCUCCUCCCAUGGGACCCCUCAGGACAGGCGCUGGGCCCCUCCCCGAGCUCCCUGCCCCUCCCGCAGUCCCCCACAGGGAGCCCCGGGGGGCUGGCCAGGCUCCGGUGUCCAGAGCGGGUCGAGGCCCCUCCAAGUGCCCAAGCUGAGCCUACAGGGAAGCCCCAAUGUGGCGCACCUCCCCCCCAAGUGGCACCUUCUGCCUGGGGUGUUAGCAGCCCCCCACCUCCAGGCCUCCCCACUCCCCACCCCGCCCCCCCAGAGACUGAAAUUACGGGUACCUGAAGGCGGGAGCCUUUAACUUCUAUCUGAAAGGUUUAUUCCAGAAAUGAGUGUACAUUUAUAUAAAUAGAUGCUGUGUAUAUGAUAUACACAUACAUAUAUAUAUAAAUAUCUAUAUGGGAAAAGGCAGGCCGGUACAACUGAGGCUCGGGACCCUGAGCGGGCAGGGGGCAGGGGCAGGGGGCCGGGGCCCCUCAGCCAGGGGAGGCCCCCCCGGGACUCGCUGUUGAGAAACCAUGGAGUAGGGAGGGGCUUUUCUGUCCUUGGACCUGUAUAUUUGUAAAGCUAUUUAUCGACACCCAGAGCCGUGUCCCGUCGCUCCCCAGGGCCCUAGUGUUUAGCCAGGUGCAUGGCAGAGGUUUAAGUUUUAACUUAUUAACAGUGAAAAGGUUUAUGCUUCGUUUAGGGGAUUGCUGAGGGUGCCUCCAAGCCCGCACCCCAAGGCUGGAGCCAACCCCUGGGCACCCUGAAGAGUCAUUAAUAGUUUGAGAUGAUUCCAUGAGGAUAUUUUAUUCCCUUUGGCCUUCUUUUGCAGGAGAAGUAGAUUUCUAUAGGAUUUUUCUCUAGGAGAUUUAUUUUUUUAGACUUCAAAGCAAGCUGGUAUUUUCAUACAAUUUCUUCUAAUUGCCAUGUGUUCCAGGCAGGGAGGCAAUUUCAGGGGGGGCCACCCCUGCAUGCAGGUUCAGAUGUUAUUAGAUGUUACAAGUUUAUAUAUAUCUAUAUAUAUAAUUUAUUGAGUUUUUACAAGAUGUAUUUGCUGUAGAUUUAACACUUCUUACGCAAUGCUUCUAGACUUUUAUAGCCCGGACUGCUACCUUUCAAAGCUUGGGAGAGAAAGCCACAGAUUCAGUUUUGUUACUUUUUGUACUGUUAACGGCCCUGAGUUUGGGCGGCUGUUCUCUGCUUGUCAGCAGGCUCAGGGUGGUCUCUGUUCUCAGGGACCCCAGCCUUGUGGGGGCCAAACCGGCAGAUGUGCUUUCCAAAAAAUAAACAGACACCUGGUUCAGA
This is a messenger RNA of Dama dama (fallow deer), 4033 nucleotides long. It is a transcript of the gene FGFR3, whose product is annotated as fibroblast growth factor receptor 3. Bases 47 to 2467 code for a protein of 806 amino acids. Gene Ontology annotation, biological process: positive regulation of MAPK cascade; positive regulation of kinase activity; multicellular organism development. Lineage: Eukaryota; Metazoa; Chordata; Mammalia; Artiodactyla; Cervidae. Gene Ontology annotation, cellular component: signaling receptor complex; membrane. The record is from RefSeq and is a predicted model, not a curated record. Gene Ontology annotation, molecular function: fibroblast growth factor receptor activity; fibroblast growth factor binding; ATP binding. The transcript is spliced from 17 exons.